Myotis brandtii (Brandt's bat) is the source of this 1168-nucleotide messenger RNA. RefSeq names its product growth-regulated protein homolog gamma-like. Gene Ontology annotation, cellular component: extracellular region. The record is from RefSeq and is a predicted model, not a curated record. Gene Ontology annotation, molecular function: CXCR chemokine receptor binding; chemokine activity. The transcript is spliced from 3 exons. Bases 92 to 544 code for a protein of 150 amino acids. Lineage: Eukaryota; Metazoa; Chordata; Mammalia; Chiroptera; Vespertilionidae. Gene Ontology annotation, biological process: inflammatory response; cellular response to lipopolysaccharide; antimicrobial humoral immune response mediated by antimicrobial peptide.
GUCUCGGGGAGCCACGGAUCUCGCUCCACCAGCUCUCCUGCCAGCUCUCACACUCCAGGCACCGCAGCACCGAUCCUCCGAGCUCAGCCCCAUGGCCCGCACCGCCACCACCGCUGCUGCACCCCGCGCUCCGCCGUGCUCCUGCUCCUGCUCCUGGUCGCCGCCUGCCGGCAAGCUGCAGGUGAGACUCGAGCCCUGGGAGCCCAAGGGGGAAAAAGGGGAUGAAGGGUGGGCGCCCAUUGGGGGCAUCCCGCUAACCGAGCCUGUUGUCCCUGCAGCGGCGCCUAUGGUCUCCGCAUCGGUGCCUAUGGUCCUCGCAGAGGAGACCGUGAUCACUGAACUGCGCUGCCAGUGCUUGCAGACCUUGCAAGGAAUUCACCCCAGGAACAUCCAGAGUGUGAAGGUGACGUCCCCAGGACCCCACUGCGACCGAACAGAAGUCAUAGCCACUCUCAAGAAUGGACAGAAAGUUUGUCUCAACCCCGCAUCCCCCCUGGUUAAGAAAAUAUUGGACAAGAUGUUAAACAAGGGCAGCUCCAACUGACCAGACGAAGCAGGAAGCGGAUUGGUGGCUCUACCUGAAGCAGGCCCUGCCCUACAGAAAUCGAAGAAGAUUAAGAGAAAUCAUCAGCCCCCAAAGUCACCUUGAUUGGACUUAUGUUUGAGCAUCUCUUAGGAGACUUCUUCGACUUAUUUAUUUAUUUAUCGGUUGUUUUCAAAUAUUCUAUGUUAAUAUUUUACAUGUGAAAUCAUUAAGGAUGUCAUUGCCUCUACUUGGGCAUUGUACUGUUAUUUUUAUUGUUUAUAUUAUGGCAAACCCAACUUCAUACGAUUCUGAUUCUUAUUCAGUUUGAAGGUAAAAUGUUUGCAAAUAUUCUCUAGUCAUUAAAAUAAUAUUUCUGAGGAGCCCACAGCAAUGUCAGCUGCUAUGAUAGAGGAUGGAGGAUCCAAGAAAUAAUUAGUAACGGUAGGGGAAUGUAUGUGUGCAUCUAUUUUUGUAAGUAUUUAAAAGAAUGUCAGUUGUUAUUUAUUGGAACAAUUUCACAAUAUGUGGUCAACAUUUCUAAUGUUGAAGCUUAAAAACUAAAUAUCCCUUGGACAUUUCAUGUCUUUCCUGUAAGGCAUAAUGCCUUGGUUAGUGUCAAUUAUGCAAUAUUUGUGUCUUAAG